UGUUGGGUAGAGGCGCAGGAGUAUGUGGCGAGGGGUUAUGUGGCGCGUGACGGAGCCGACGUCGUGACUCUGGCAAGGAUUGGGACGCGAGGUGGACUUGUGUGGGAGCAGCGGUGCCACUCGGAGACCUUCUCCCCAGCCAGCAGCAACGAGGCACUUCAGGAGGCAACUGGUCGCGUGUCCCCGCCUGUAGCUUGUGUCCUGGCCUGUAGCCUGUGUCCUCGCGUGUAGCCUGUGUCCUCACGUGUAGCCUGUGUCCUCAUCUGCAGGGUGUGUCCUCACAGCUCACUCCACACCUGUCUCAAGGUGUAGUGGUGUAGCCCCCUAGCCUACCAACCGAAGCAACGGGUCAACCAAUCUCAACCACAAACAUCCACUCACCCACAACCACCACCACCAUAACAACAUCUGCUUCUCUGCUCAAGCUGUUGACCACAGAACAGGUCUGCUGAGCCAACAGGGACACCAGGGGGUCCCUGUGGUGUUGUCUGAGGUCGCUGUCUACCUGUCCCGCUGAAGGACCAGGCCCCUCCCCCCGCCAACAUACUCGGAGCCAUCUGUGAGUGCACUCCACCAGAAACCGCCAAAAUUUCCUUCUCAAGCUUUAAAGCCUCGUUCUCCAGCAAUGUUAAUUACCUCAAGAGAAGCGUGCAGACCUCGUCCACCUCCGCGAUGGAGGUCCUUGCUGGCAGCCCCUUGACGGAGCCUCGCUUCAGAAGGAACAGGUUUUCCUCUGGGGACCUCUCUGCCGAGUGUGACGACGAAGAGACGGGUCUCCGUAAACAAGAAGUUAUUACCCAACAGGCUGAGAGGCAGCAAGCGUCGCCCGGGACGCCACAGUCCCGAAGACAGUCUCAGAGUCAAUCACAAGACCAACCUCAGGCCUUGGUACAGACCCAACCUCAGGGCCAACCUCAGGGCCAACCUCAGGGCCAACCUCAGGGCCAACCUCAGGGCCCACCUCAGGGCCCACCUCAGGGCCCACCUCAGGGGCCAGUUAAAGCCCAGCCCAGAGUUCAACCUCAGCAGGUAAGCAGUAACAGCAGCAGUGUGGUGGGCGGCGGCGGCGGCGGAGGCGGGGGCGGCACCACCACGUACGCCAGCACGGACACCACCACCGCCGCCCCCGCGCCCCCCACCAGCGGGUCGACGGGGGGCGGCGGGGGCGGCGGGGGUGGCGGGGGUGGCGGCGGCUCCGGAGGCUUCAGCCUUAACUUCUCCAGACCCGGGUCCAGGACCACCUCCGCUCCCUCCUCUCCCUCCAAGACUAGGGAGAGCUUCCUCCAGCGCGUGUCGUCGCUGACGGGCGCAGUGCGCAGCGAGGUGACGGCGCAGGUCCGCCCAGCCUACAACAAGGACCGCUGCUUCACUCUCCUGGUUAUUGACGACCAGAACACCGACUGGUCUAAGUACUUCCGGGGCAAGCGUAUCCACGGAGACUGGGACAUCCGGGUGGAGCAGGCGGAGUUCCGGGAGAUAAGCGUCACAGCCUCCUCCGAGGGCGGCGUCAAUGUCUCCAUGGUCGUCUUCAGGAACGGGGCCAAGGUCGUCAGAUCCUUCAAGCCGGACUUCGUCUUGAUACGACAGAACUUACGGGACGCCGGCGAGGACCACAAGAACAUCCUCCUGGCGCUCAAGUUCGGUGGUGUACCUUCCAUUAACAGCAUCAACGCCAUCUACAACUUCCAGGACAAGCCGUGGGUGUUCGCCCACCUGCUGGAGGUCCAGAAGAAGCUGGGCAAGGAACGCUUCCCUCUCAUUGAGCAGAGUUACUUCCCUAACCACAAGGAAAUGAUGUCAGCGCCCCGGUACCCGUGCGUGUUCAAGAUCGGGCACGCCCACGGCGGCCUGGGCAAGAUCCGGGUGGAGAGCAACGCCGACUUCCAGGACAUGGCCAGCGUGGUGGCGGUGGCCAACACCUACUGCACCACUGAGCCCUACAUCGACGCCAAGUUCGAUAUUCACAUUCAGAAGAUCGGCGCCAUGUACAAGUGCUUCCAGAGAAAGUCCAUCUCCGGUAACUGGAAGACGAACACCGGGUCGGCCAUGCUGGAGCAGGCAGCUAUGACGGAGCGGUACAAGGCCUGGGUUGAUGAGGUGUCGUCGCUGUUCGGGGGCUUGGACAUCUGCGCCAUCGAGGCGAUCGUGGACAAGGGCGGCAACGAACACAUCAUCGAAGUCAACGACUCUGCCUUGACGCUCAUGGGAGACUCUCAGGAGGACGACCGUCGCUACAUAGCCGAACUCGUAGCCAUCAAGAUGCAGGAAAGCUGCGGGGUCCAGGGCGUGACGCGGCCGUUGGAGCUGACGCGGGGUUUGUCGAGGCAGUCGCUGACCGGAACCUCCACUGCCUUGUCGUCCCGUGGCGGCUCUCCGACCGAGGAAACUUCCUCCCGGCUGGGCAUGAGCGAGACGCCUCUCCCUGGCGGGUCACCUAGCCAGCAGCGACGGGACUCCCAGGCGUCUCAGUCUAGCAGCAUCAGCGGGUUCAGCAGCGCCAGUGGAACCCGACGACAACCUGACGAGAGCAGCCAGUCGUCGCAGCAGUCGGCGGCGCAGAAGGCACCACUCUUCGGCCGCCAGACCUCAGUCACCACCACCGCCUCCAACGACAGCACAGUCGGAGGAGGAGGAGAUGACACCGAGGACACCAUGAAGAACCUGCGCAAGACCUUCGCUGGUAUCUUCGGGGAUAUGUAACCUGAAGGAGGAGGAGGACGGCAAUAUCAAGAGCUCUCACAAGAAGGGGAAUACUGCCGCACAAGAUUAUCGUGAAGGCGUGCAUCCUCUUCAAAUCUGCAGCAUACACAGGGACUUGUGAAGUGCAGAAGGAUGGCAGUCGAAGUUCACACACGCAAAGAACACCGCAAACCAAAGCAGAAAAUAAUUCAGCCUCAAAAUGAAGGCUGGUGUCCUGUGCAGUCCCUGCUAUAUUGUUAAGUCUACUUAAGGGAGGACAGGAACUCACACACAAGACUACACUCCAACUACAGAGGAAGAAAAGUCGUUAACGACGAAGGUGCUCGUCCUCUGGAGAAGACAUCCACCGCUAACCCUAGUCACUAACAUCAUCGGCUCAAAUUAGACUUAGAUCUUGGGAUAAUCUGCCUUAAACUAUCUCGAAACAAUUACGAAACGCAUGUAGAUAAGCUCUCCUCAUUCACUCACAAUAAGUACGUUUAUUUUUGCCAUCUAAGUUGAGUAUAAACACUUACUCAUGUCAUGCCUCCCUGAAGAAAGGAAUUUUACCUAGGAAAUGCGCACUUCAAGAUGCCUCUCCUCACCUGGACUGUCGAGCCUCGGUCAGGAUGCUUGCUAUAAUGUUUUGUACAUGUGAACGACAGCAGCCUCGCUGAGACGCUCUUAAGUCGCCUUACUGGUGGAUUCUGGGUUUUAAUGUUGUUAUUGUUUUCAUUAUAAACAGUGAAUUAGUCAGAGUUGUAGGGAAAGCUGUCCCAAAUCCUUAAUGUUUAUAAAACGAAAACACUUACGUAUUUCUUGAACGCAAACAUCCAAGCUUAUCCUUGGGAUGCCGGUUUACAGUUAUUCUCCCAAAUCAUCCACCAGUAAUGCCAAAUAAUUGCUUAAAAAGUAUUGUUGAUGUUGCAGAAGUUUCCAGGGCUGUGGUGUGAACAGAGGAGCUGUAGAACGAUACUGUGAACCCCUGUAGUGUUAUUUACAAGACUAGGCUAUGAGCUUUAGAGUUGAAAUAGAUGAGGGAGAAGCCUCUGUUAUAAAGGCUGUAUUAAAUAAUGUAAUACAGAGUAUUGUUUAUCUAAUUUAUUAUUGUUGGGUCUUGAACGAGUCUUUCCAACGAUUUCCUUAAGUCCGCGAGUUCGUAAGUCCACAGCGCGCGUGCCCGUGCUUUCGUACUUCAGGCAACCAGUCGACGCCCGAAAGUUGCUAGAUAGUGUGCAUUCAGGGACUACGUUACUGUUUAUGUAGGUAGCAAUGUCAGUCAGAGCUAGACUGCUCGAACCUGCAGUGCCGCAUCCUGCAACCUUCGACUAAACCAAGUUUAAGACAUUGAAUGUUAUGGUGAGGGGAAAUGAGUGAUGGUUGUGGCCUGCCAGGGAGGUGGAGAGCACGGGUUACCCGCCAGUCUCUGGGGCUUGUGUAUUUGAUGACCUUACCAAUGUUGUUAGCAAUAUCCUGUGUGUUGUUUUAUCCCGUGGGUGGAACACUUCUGGCUGUUUGUGCUGUGUGUGGACCUUGAUGUGUUUGUCUCUUAUUGACUUUUGUGAUUGUCUAUUCUCUAGAAUUUUGAUGCUCUCAAUAGAUACUGUAGCAACGGUGGGAAGACACUGAGCUCUGAACGGUAAGUGCUGUAAAGUCUUUGUUUCCAACAGUUUAGUGCGUAGGAAUAAGCCUUAUGGACCCGUGGCAGAGCUCAGUGUUGCUGCCGGGGUAACGUUAUGACUGUUGUCCAGUAUGGAACAUCGGAUGCCUUGGUAUAAUAUAAUUCGUAAAAUACAUGUUGAGCCUAAAUGUAAUAAUGUUGACAAAUCAGAAGAAAGCAUCUCACGACACUCAAUUUAAUUUUUUCUUUUGUUUUGGCGGAGUGUGCUUGUGUUUGUUCGUGAGCCAGUAAUGGUGGGCGCCUGUCCUAGUUUCUCGCGGGGACAUGUAUCCCUCGGGUGGGUAACUUACCUCAACAUAGGGGCAAGCUUUCAUCCACAAUCACUUUUCUGUUCUGGUUGUAUUGGGUACGGUUGAAGUGAAUCUCUUUCCCAAGCAAGAUUAACUCUCCUGUGUUACAUCGAGGGAGUGCGUCUCAAGUCUUACAUUCGUACUGUCAGUCUUUUAUCAAACCACUUAUUUUUUGUCUCAAAUAUUUACGAACGAUGAAUGCAGCCAAAAUCAACAACCCACAGUUUUUUAAAUGAUAUCACGAGGCGCUCUGGUGGGAAGUUUGACUCGGAAUUUGAACCACGAUCUCUCCGGGCCUUGCCUUGUUCCUCACUUUUAAUCUUGUUGCUCCCAGCCUCUGUUUUAUCUUGAUAAAACAGAGGCUUCACAACUUGCCUUAUUCAAACACCUUCCUCCUAUUCCCCUACCAGACAUCUCUUACAUCUAUCUUGUGGAAUAUUUGAUGCCAAAAAAGCCUCAUUACCUCUCUUGAAACCCUAGAUUGUUAUUAUAUAUUAUGGAUUAGAUACUUCACAGAAUUACUGGUCCGCGCGAUAACUAGGAGGAUGACCCUGUGUCGUGGGUGAACACUGGAUGUGUGAGUGUGUGUGUGUGGAUGUACCGCACCUGUGGGUGUAUACUGGAUGUGUGUGGGUGUACAGCACCUGUCGUGGGUGUACACUGGAUGUGUGAGUGUGUGUGUGGGUGUGCCGCACCUGUCGUGGGUGUACACUGGAUGUGUGAGUGUGUGUGUGGGUGUGCCGCACCUGUCGUGGGUGUACACUGGAUGUGUGUGUGUGGGUGUACUGUACUAAAGCUCUCCCACCAUAUCCAUGUUUAGCCUUGACUUCGUCGCUUGUUAAUUGGUUUUUACAUUGUUGAUAUUGGAGACAGCUGAUUGGCACUGCCAUAGGUAUAUAGGUUAUAUCCAUGUCUGGGACAACGCGUGAGAAGGAUUACAAAAAUAACAUAAAUGAGCUAAAUUAACUAUCGAUGUGUAAAGAUAACAUAGUGUGAAUUUUUAUGCAAUACCCGUAGUUGGUUUGUGGUGGGCGGAGGAGGCAGCCGCGACCACUGGAGCAGCUGGAGCUGAGUGGGGCGGUUACUCACAAUACUGCCAGGUGGUGAAGCUUGACACUCAGCACAGCCAGGUAGUGAAGCUUGACACUCAGCACAGCCAGGUAGUGAAGCUUGACACUCAGCACAGCCAGGUAGUGAAGCUUGAUACUCAGCACAGCCAGGUGGUGAAGCUUGACACUCAGCACAGCCAGGUAGUGAAGCUUGACACUCAGCACAGCCAGGUAGUGAAGCUUGACACUCAGCACAGCCAGGUAGUGAAGCUUGACACUCAGCACAGCCAGGUGGUGAAGCUUGACACUCAGCACAGCCAGGUAGUGAAGCUUGACACUCAGCACAGCCAGGUGGUGAAGCUUGACACUCAGCACAGCCAGGUAGUGAAGCUUGACACUCAGCACAGCCAGGUAGUGAAGCUUGACACUCAGCGCUGCCAGGCGAUAAAGCCAGACACUCAACGCUGCCAGGCGAUAAAGCCAGACACUCAACGCUGCCAGGCCAUAAAGCCAGACACUCAACGCUGCCAGGCGAUAAAGCCAGACACUCAACGCAGCCAGGCGAUAAAGCCAGACACUCAACGCUGCCAGGCCAUAAAGCCAGACACUCAACGCUGCCAGGCGAUAAAGCCAGACACUCAACGCUGCCAGGCGAUAAAGCCAGACACUCAACGCUGCCAGGCGAUAAAGCCAGACACUCAACGCUGCCAGGCCAUAAAGCCAGACACUCAACGCAGCCAGGCCAUAAAGCCAGACAUUCAACGCAGCCAGGCCAUAAAGCCAGACACUCAACGCUGCCAGGCCAUAAAGCCAGACAUUCAACGCUGCCAGGCCAUAAAGCUUGACACUUUGCACUGCCAGACAACAAAAUCACAAUGCAGCAACUCAAAUGAACACCACAAGUUGUGAGCAAGGUUAUGGAAAUAUAGAUAUCAGAGUGUUGACCAAUAGAUUCAAAUUCCUUUCUGCGUCCCCCUACCCCCUUCCUCACUAAACCACAUCAACACACUUUGGAAUACUAAAAUCACUUUGAGAACUCAAAGAACACCCUGCUUUAGCGCCACUGGUCGCUGCCGUCUGCCUCACGUUGCCAACGCUUCACUCAGAUUUGUGUUUCAAUUUUUAAAUAGAGAUUUCGUGAAUGUAUUGUGUAAAUUUAUAUAUACAUAUUUUUUUGGUGUAUCAUAAAGCAGCUUACUUAAUCCAUAAUGAUUUGAGUGCCGGUGGUUCUAAGCCUCAGAUCCUCCUCCGUGGUUCUAGUCUUCAGAUCCUCUACUGGUGGUUCUAGUCCUUGGAUCCUCUACUGGCGGUUCUAAUCCUCUGAUCCUCUACCGGCGGUUCUAGUCCUCGGAUCCUCUACCAGCGGUUCUAGUCCUCUACCGGCGGUUCUAGUCCUCGGAUCCUCUACCGGCGGUUCUAGUCCUUGAAUCCUCUACCAGCGGUUCUAGUCUUCAGAUCCUCUACUGGUGGUUCUAGUCCACGGAUCCUCUACCGGCGGUUCUAGUUCUCUGAUCCUCUACCGGCGGUUCUAGUCCUCUGAUCCUCUACCGGCGGUUCUAGUCCUUGGAUCCUCUACCGGCGGUUCUAGUCCUCUGAUCCUCUACCGGCGGUUCUAGUCCUCGGAUCCACUACCGGCGGUUCUAGUCCUCGGAUACUCUACUGUCGGUUCUAGUCCUUGGAUCCACUACCAGCGGUUCUAGUCCUCGGAUCCUCUACCGGUGGUUCUAGUCCUCGGAUCCUCUUUCGCCGGGGGUUGUAGUACUCAAAUCAUCUAUUGGCAGUUCUAGUCCUCAGAACCUUAAUCAAUGGUUCCAGACCUCAGAACCUCUAUCAGUGGUACUAGACCAAACUCAGAUUCUUUUCGAAGAUGGACUUUGUUACAUUUCAUAUUUAUAAUUCAAUAAUAAUUUAAUUAUGUAAAGGAGGUAAAAUAAUUAAAAAUAGCAUCAAAUUAUACAAUAAAUCGUUCAGUGAGUAUUUAAUAGCUGAGGAUGAAUAAUAUUUUGAGCCAAUUUUGGGCCAAUUAUAUAUAUAUUAUAAAUUUUACUCUAUAUGAAAAUAUCAACAAUUUUCCUUUUCAACAACUAUAUUAUUUCCAAUUGUUAAUUUAUUUUAUUAAUGGUGUCUGUAAAGAUGCUAUUUAUGAGUUGAGGACGGACAAACGGUAAUGCUGUAUGCCUUCUCCCCUGCGCAGGCGCGGAUCUUGGCGCCUAAGUUGGCAGAUGGAGUAAUAAUCACUGUGACGUAAUAAAAACAACUACGUCGGGCACAUAUAAUAGGAACAAUCACAUUAACUCUAAUGAUAUCAUUCAAGCAGUUACGUUGACCUAGUAGUUACUGACGUUGCUAAAGCAGCCAAUCACGACAGAACACCUAUUGACUCAAUGAGUCUAAAACAGUCAUUCACAUUAACAUAUCAGUUAAAGUCGUAAUUAAUAAUAAUGUUAAUAAUGGCAUCACAAGAGAAGGAAAACACAAGCCCAAUACCUAAAUGACAUUAAAUUAAUCUGCCUGUGCAGCAUUUAAAGUUGUCAUUGCAAGGUCCUGUUGCUAGGCAACUGUCUCCACCAUGAGUGUGCAGGCUAUACCUCUAAUUCAAUGGGUUAUAUUACGAUCAGCCCACCAUCCAUUGAUUGGAAAUAACUAUGGCUUCGUCAACCGUUUGUGGCACGCUAAUAUUAUAACACCAUUCCAAAAGUCAAAGCACAUGCUCGCCCUUCGGCUCCAGAGGUCCAAAUCCUGCCUUCAAAUGACCCUCACCCAGGCUCCUGAUACCCCUCGCCCUUCUUCCAAAUAACACCCGCUUCUAUAUAUCCCGCCCCCCAAUCCCAGGCUUCCAUAGGACCCAUCCAAAUUGUCCCAACUCCCAUACAACCCCUUUUGAAGCAUCCAAACGACAGACUCCUUCCGUAAUCCCAUCCCCGGUCUCUCAUAGGCCAAGCAUCGCCACUAAGAAAACCGGUAAGAUAUAAGUAGCACGCAACCUUUCCCUUACACCAAAUAUUUCAUCCAACUAUGUAAUAUGCGUUUCGGUGCAUCCUUCAACAUUUUAGCUUUCGUGAAUUAUAAUUUAUAUUUACAUUUAAUGAUUUGUAGGUGAAACCCAUAAAAAUAAAUACCUUUUUGUACAUAAGUAUCUGUUAAUGUAAAUUUAUGUACAUAUACAUUGCUGUCACGUUCAUUGACUUUUGUUUAGUUGUCCCUCGACGACAGAGUGGCAUUUGUAAACAUAAGAGUGAAUUAUGUGUCGUCCA
Messenger RNA from Procambarus clarkii (red swamp crayfish), 8953 nucleotides. RefSeq names its product synapsin (gene Syn). The record is from RefSeq and is a predicted model, not a curated record. Gene Ontology annotation, cellular component: synaptic vesicle membrane; synaptic vesicle. Gene Ontology annotation, biological process: neurotransmitter secretion. NCBI's taxonomy places the organism in Eukaryota, Metazoa, Arthropoda, Malacostraca, Decapoda, Cambaridae. Gene Ontology annotation, molecular function: ATP binding.